AUGUUCUCAAAGAGAGCAAAGCAAGAUGCAACGUCUGCUAAAGAACCCAUCAAUGCAGAAGAUACUUCUCCAAACCCGCCUGUGGGCUCAUCGAACGAUGGCUACGACUACCCAACAGGUCUUCGCCUGGCACUCAUCCUCACCUCGAUUUAUAUCAGUGUCUUCCUCGUUGCACUGGACAAACUCAUCAUCUCCACCGCCACGCCGGCAAUCACAAACGACUUUCAGACAUCGAGCGAUAUUGGCUGGUAUGGCACCGCAUACCUCCUCACGAAUGCGGCGUUCCUGCUCGUCUUUGGCAAGAUGUAUACCUUCCUGAACGUCAAGUACGUUUUCUUAGCGGCCGUAGUACUCUUCGAGGUCGGCUCGGCGAUAUGUGGUGCUGCUGCAAACUCGGUUGCUUUCAUCAUCGGCCGUGCAGUGGCUGGUCUUGGUGCUGGAGGUGUACAGUCCGGCGCAAUCACGCUCAUUGUCUACGCCGUCCCACUGGAGAAGCGGCCGGCGUUCCAAGGACUAUUCGGUGCAGUCUAUGGCGUAUCGUCCGUUCUGGGUCCUCUUGUUGGCGGCGCCUUCACUUCUCACGUCACCUGGCGAUGGUGUUUCUGGCUGAACCUCCCACUCGGAGGGCUCGUCCUAGCCUUUGUUACAUUCGCGUUGGACGCGAAGGGCGGCUCUCAAACUAAGACCACUCUGAAAGAGAAGUUACUGCAGCUGAACCUCGAAGGUCUGUUGGCACUCCUGCCAGGCGUAAUAUGCUUGUGCCUUGCGCUAGAAUGGGGUGGCUUCACAUAUAGCGCCAUCAAAGGGAACUCAGCAGUCGCCAGCGGCAUUCAUCUUCUACCACAAGUAUUGGCAUUGGUGGUUGCUUCCAUCGUAGCGGGUGUUCUCUCCACCAAGAUCGGCUACUUCACACCAUUCCUUCUGGGCGGCGUUUGCGUUACUGCUGUCGGAGCCGGCCUCAUUACAACAUUGGGAGUCAACAGCACAGAAGGCCAAUGGAUCGGCUAUCAAGUCAUAUAUGGCUUCGGAUUCGGUCUGUGCAUCCAAGCCCCGAACCUUGCUGCACAAGUCGUACUACCACGAGAAGAGGCGUCGAUUGGAGCAUCACUAAUGCUUUUCGCCAACACCAUCUUCGGCGCGAUUUUCGUCAGCGUCGGCCAGAAUGUUCUUGACAGCAACCUCGUCAGCCGACUCAAGGACAUCAUCCAGAUCACAGCUGAGCAGAUCGAAAGUGCCGGUGCUACGGGCUUGUUAGAUAUCGUGCCAGCACAAUACAAGACGGACGUCUUGUAUGCAUACAACGGCUCGUUGCGAGUGUGCUUUCAGGUCGCCCUGGUCAUGGCUUGUGUCUGCAUCAUACCUGGUCUUGCCAUGGAGUGGCGUAGCGUGAAGAAGCAGGAUAAAAAACCGAAUGACGAGGAGACGCUGGAGAAGCAGAAAAGUAAAGGUGCUUGUGCAGCCGAGGAGGAUGUAUGA
Molecule: messenger RNA, 1476 nt
Organism: Recurvomyces mirabilis
Lineage: Eukaryota; Fungi; Ascomycota; Dothideomycetes; Mycosphaerellales; Teratosphaeriaceae
Exons: 4
Coding region: 1-1476 (491 amino acids)
Biological process (GO): transmembrane transport
Cellular component (GO): plasma membrane
Molecular function (GO): transmembrane transporter activity
Source: RefSeq, a predicted model, not a curated record